Coffea eugenioides is the source of this 1659-nucleotide messenger RNA. Its product is annotated as protein DETOXIFICATION 51-like. The record is from RefSeq and is a predicted model, not a curated record. Lineage: Eukaryota; Viridiplantae; Streptophyta; Magnoliopsida; Gentianales; Rubiaceae. Gene Ontology annotation, biological process: xenobiotic detoxification by transmembrane export across the plasma membrane. Gene Ontology annotation, cellular component: membrane. Gene Ontology annotation, molecular function: xenobiotic transmembrane transporter activity; antiporter activity.
AUGUGCAAUCCAAACACUACCCCCAAACUCACCACCAUCUCCGUGAUUGAUCAUCAAAAGAUUACCUCCUCCUCCACCUCCACAAGAUCACCACGGCCACCAUCUCAAACCCACUUUUAUUUCGAUCUGUUAUCCCUCCCCACCCCCUUAAAAGUCCAGGAAAACCCCAAAGAAAACCAACAAAAUCCACCCAAAUUUGCCCUACCUUCACCCUCGGAGAUCGUUCAAGAAACCAAAGCCCUCUUCAAGCUAUCCUUCCCCAUAGCAAUCGCAGCCCUCAUCCUCUAUGCCCGCUCCAUUCUCUCCAUGCUCUUUUUAGGCCAACUCGGCGACAUCCAGCUUGCCGCUGGCUCUCUAGCUAUGGCCUUCGCCAACAUAACCGGUUAUUCCGUUCUUUCCGGUUUAGCACUAGGAAUGGAGCCGCUUUGUUCUCAGGCUUUCGGAGCACAGCUUCCCAGGCUUCUUUCCCUAACGCUGCAAAGGUCCGUUAUAUUUCUUCUGGCUUGCUCCAUCCCAAUCACAUUUCUUUGGAUCAACAUUUCCCAUAUUCUUCUUUAUUUGCACCAAGACCCCAUUAUCACCCGAUUGGCCCGCACCUACCUUGUUUUUUCACUCCCUGAUCUUGUCACAAAUUCUUUUAUUCACCCCAUACGUAUUUACCUUCGGGCUCAAGGUAUUACUUAUCCGCUCACCUUGGCUUCUCUGGCUGGCACGGCUUUGCACUUGCCCAUCAACUAUGUUUUGGUCAUCCAGCUCCGGCUCGGCGUGGCAGGCGUUGCUGCUGCGGCUGCCAUCUCCAACCUGGUGGUCCUGGUGACGCUCGUCUUGUACUUGUGGGCUACCGGCUUGCACGCCGCAACAUGGACGAAGGUGAGCGGAGAGUGCUUGACCGGCUGGGGUCCGCUCAUGCGGCUAGCCGCGCCGAGCUGCGUCUCGGUUUGUCUGGAAUGGUGGUGGUACGAGAUCAUGAUAGUGCUGUGUGGCCUCUUGGUGGACCCUAAGGCCACUGUUGCAUCCAUGGGCGUCUUGAUCCAAACGACGUCGCUGCUGUACAUAUUCCCGUCCUCGCUCAGCUUCGCGGUGUCCACGCGGGUCGGUAAUGAGCUCGGAGCAAACCGGCCCGAAAGGGCUCGCGUCUCAUGUGGUGUCGAUCUCAUAGCGGGCCUGAUGGGCUUAUCAGCUAUGGGCUUCGCAACAUCCUUGAGGGACUUGUGGGCUCGGAUGUUCAUUGAUGAUGGCAACAUCCUACGGUUGACAUCAGCGGCGCUGCCGAUUCUGGGACUGUGUGAGCUAGGCAACUGCCCACAGACCGUUGGAUGUGGGGUUGUACGUGGGACCGCCCGCCCGUCCACAGCAGCUAACGUGAACCUUGGGGCAUUCUAUCUUGUGGGUAUGCCCGUGGCGAUUGGGCUGGUGUUUGGGCUUGGGUUUGGAUUCUGUGGGCUUUGGCUGGGGCUUCUGUCGGCCCAGGUUUGUUGCGCGGGGCUGAUGUUGUAUGUUGUAGCCAUCACAGACUGGGAGUUCGAGGCCAACAGAGCGCAAUUUCUCACGUGCGAAGGAGGAUGCGGUGGUGACAGCAAGACUCCUCCUCCUCCAUUGCCUGGUGAAUGCGACAACGAAAUAGAGCCGUUGAUUUGUGUGACGGUGACGUCGUCGUGA